AUGUCUUCCCACAACACUAAGAGUGUGGAAAGCGAUCUUGCUUCCUUGAAACUUGGAAGGGACACCAUCGGCCGAAUCAGGGAAAGGGAAUCGACGGAAUUCCAUACUUACACGUUCCCGGAAUUCCAUAAAAACUCAAGGGUUGUGGCAGUCUGUGGUGUUAUGAACUUAGAUGAUGCGGAUCCUGAGGCUGAUGGCUGGCUACUCUCCGACUUUUAUCUAUUCAACAUCUUGCUGCGCGGUCUUGGAUCGAAGCAGACCUGGUUAACGACACUACAACCGUCAAUACUUGUUUCGAAGUAUAAGGAAUAUCUUCACGGGAACCCAUACAAGGACAGAAGAGUCGUUCUGAACCAGGAUAUUCUCGAUCAGAACAGGCUGACUCCUGUGCAACUACUUUCGCCGGAUACAGCAGUCAACGACUGCGUCGAAAUAUUGCGUCGAGAGGCUGCUGAAGCCAAGCGCAAGCGCGAGCCCCUACUGGUGUUACUCUUUGGGCAUGGGCACCAGACCACAAAGGCCAUUAUUUUUGGGUCCAUAAGUAAAGAAGAAGUGUGGGCUGAAGUGCCACUACGCGCUGAGAAGGCAUUAUACAUGUCCCAGGUGCAAUCAGUAAUCUCAGAGGGCCUUCAGUGGACCAUGUUAUCAAAAUCAUGCUACUCAGCAGCUUGGACAGCUAAUGUGAAUAGCACAGCAUUGACAGCUGCGAGUCAUCUUUUAGAGUCUGAGUCCUGGCCCGAGAGCGGCUCGAUGCGAUACUCAGGCUCUGUUUGGAUGACUAAGUUGCUCAAGGCCUUGAAGGAUGAAAUGAAGGAGCCCGCAGAGCAGGAAUUGCAAUCACAAAGCCAAGGACAUUAUGUGAUUUUAAACAAGGCGUUCAGCAAAUUCGUCGAGGAGUGCCAUUCGGUACUCGCGACACGUGUCGACAGACUGGCGGACACCCAUAAUCUGUCAUUUUCUACCCAAGACGACGAGUGGAGUACGUCUUGGGGCGAAAGGACUGGAAUACCUCUUGCUAAUUUCGAGGAACGAUUCCUCGCUUUGCCAAUUCGCCCUACCUCAAUGGACACGAAAAGUGGGAUCAACCGGGACCCAGCAAAUUCCCUUAACGAGGACUUACCGACUAGACUUCUAGGUCAGAGCAUGAGGGGACGAUUUGGUUCUGCGAGAGCAGCAAGGAGACAUGUCAUUAAUCUUGCAGUCGAGUACAUAAACAGCUGCCCAGGGAGAAGUUCAAUGGCAGGGAAUCAAAGAAUCACCUCGAGCUUUUUAAGGGUGUAUCAGAAUGUUGGUACAUCAUGGGAUCACAUGGCUAGUACUCUUGCUCAAUUAGAGUAUCGUCUUAGCUGCACGAGGGUAGCAACAGCCUAUCUCACUGUUUGCAACAUCCCAUUCCCUCAAGGGCUGGCUUGUGAUAAGUGGGACAAGCAGGUCCACAUCAAUAACAUACCUGAUGGAGGUCACAGUCAUAUUUACGAGCACGCACUGGAGUUGUUGACGGACGCACGUAUCAUGCCGGAGCCAUUGGAGGUCCACGGACAUAGGUUUAUCAAGGCCCAACAGUAUAUUGCGGUGGCUCUGCUGGAGCAAUACGAACUCGACCGUCAAAAUAGCCUGAAAAUCGUGGAAGCUUCGGUGGCCAAACUGGUGUCCGUGAAGGACAAAGUCAUCGGAGAACUCGUCGAUUUCGUACUGCGCUCGGAGACUCUCAAAUCGAGCCGGAGGGAGUGGGCUUCGAGUCUACGCAAGAGGCUCCGUAGCUUGUCGCCCCACAAGGCCAACAGAAACUCAGGGUAUUCGAGCGGGUUGGUCUCGCCCUCAAAGAAGCAGCGGGCCUCUCUAGACGAUCCAUCCGAAUUGAGCCCUCGUCUGCCUCGUUCGCUCAGCAGAAGAGAUGACUCUUCAGCUGGUAUGUCAGACGUCGCGAAGGGCAAGCGGAAGGCUUAG
Molecule: messenger RNA, 1947 nt
Organism: Aaosphaeria arxii CBS 175.79
Lineage: Eukaryota; Fungi; Ascomycota; Dothideomycetes; Pleosporales
Exons: 1
Coding region: 1-1947 (648 amino acids)
Source: RefSeq, a predicted model, not a curated record